Messenger RNA from Wyeomyia smithii (pitcher-plant mosquito), 805 nucleotides. RefSeq lists its product as uncharacterized. The record is from RefSeq and is a predicted model, not a curated record. Bases 88 to 684 code for a protein of 198 amino acids. Lineage: Eukaryota; Metazoa; Arthropoda; Insecta; Diptera; Culicidae. The transcript has 3 exons.
CAGUCUACGCUCGAAGUUUGAACAGAUCGUACCGUCUGUUAAAUCUUUACGUUCUCAGUUAGAAUUUUAUAAGCACAAAAAUAAAAGAUGCAACGGAUAUUCAGUGGAUACAUCAAAUCGCACGGGUAUGCAAUUGCCCUGGCAGCGCUUACCUUUGGGUGCAUCUUUGCCUCCGAAGUGACACUAACGGAUGAACUGCGGCAGGUCCGGCCACUGGACGACAACAUCCCGAACGGGGUCUCGAUAGAUCAUACGAACCACCUUCAUCAAGAUGCCCCCGGUGGCGGUAAGACGACGUACUUUCGGAUGCGUCCCCUUGGACAGCUGAUCUUCUCGUUGGUUUGGGUACUGGCUGGGAUGAUCUUUCUGAUCGGGUUGAUGUUUAACAAGAAGGAAACGAUUUUCCCCUUCGCAACCAUCUUCGCCAUCGACUGGUGCGUAAUUCUGGUCCAGCAUCUGACGAAGCAGGAACGGCGGACCUUUCUUGAGCUGGUACUGUCGACCGAAACUGCUGUUUUAAUAGUCAUUCCGAUGUACGUUGGCUUCACACUAGCAGUGCUAUACAAAUUGUUCGACAGCCGGCAAACACUCGCGGAGCGUGCCGACACGGACGAUCUAGAAAGUGGCCACAAACCGGUCAAGUUCACGUUGGGAGAAGAAUUCGACGAUUCCUUGAUUAGCUAGCUGGAUUAGUUACGCAUUCACACCCGGCAUAGCAACCAGUAUUAGGUCUCAUUUUGUAAAUAUUUUUCUUCCGAACUGAAAAAACAAUUAAAAACAAAAAGCGCGUUCGUUGUAUUACUGC